Messenger RNA from Phymastichus coffea, 1384 nucleotides. It is a transcript of the gene CtsL4, whose product is annotated as procathepsin L-like. Lineage: Eukaryota; Metazoa; Arthropoda; Insecta; Hymenoptera; Eulophidae. Gene Ontology annotation, molecular function: cysteine-type endopeptidase activity. Gene Ontology annotation, cellular component: lysosome. The transcript is spliced from 5 exons. Bases 317 to 1336 code for a protein of 339 amino acids. The record is from RefSeq and is a predicted model, not a curated record.
AUAAUAAAAGAGCACAUCCAUUUAAUCUCUCGCUCGAGGGCAUUGCUGCCUUCACUGUUGCGCUCCCUUUACGAGCGCUACAAGUAGGCCAGCCGCGCCUACUAUUACUUGCAAGUAGUUACGGAAUUGAUCCUGUCAGACGCGCAGCUGUUUAUUGUUUUGGGCAUUUCGCAAAGGCCCCGUCAGCGAAAACAAACUCGUCACUUUGUAAAUUUGGCUCGUGCGCAAUCGUCGCCGGGCGAGCGAUGGACGAAGGAUUCAACAGACUCGAGGCUGAGGUACGAGUGAGUAUCCGGAAGACGCUGCACGCGACGAUAUGGAUCUGCUUAAUGUCCUGGGGCUGGUGAUUUCGUUUCUCGCGCUGGGCAACGUCAAGGUCGAAAGCGCCCUACCCCCCGAGGUAUCUAGAAGACUCGACGAGUACUGGUACACGUACAAGGCGCGACACAACAAGACGUACACGGGCAGCGAGGAGCUGUCGCAUCGGCAAGCCUGGGAGGACAACCUACUCAAGAUUUACGAGCACAACAUGAUGGCCGCUGCGGGACAUCAUAACUACACCCUGCGUGACAACCACAUUGCUGACCUCACUGCCAGCCAAUACAAACGCGAAAUGGUAAAACUGACUCCGAGUACGCGGCGAGAAGUGAGCAACGACGAGAUGGUGGCAGCAGUGCUCACCGAUCCUCACAUGAUACCCAACUCGCUGGAUUGGCGAGAACGGGGCUUCGUGACGAAGCCCGAGAACCAGCGCGACUGCGGUAGCUGUUACGCGUACAGCAUCGCCGGCGUGAUUUCGGGGCAGAUCUUCAAGAAAAUCGGACGGGUGGUGACGGUGAGCGAGCAGCAGCUCGUCGACUGCAGCACUCUAACUGGCAAUUUGGGAUGCUCCGGUGGGUCGUUGAGGAACACGCUGAGGUAUCUGGAGCGCUCGAAGGGCAUCAUGACGGGCGACAACUAUCCGUACACCGCCCACAAAGGCGUGUGCAAGUAUCAGAAGCGGCUGAGCGCGGUGAGCAUCUCGUCCUGGGCCAUCCUGCCGGCGCGCGACGAGCGAACCCUCGAGGCAGCGAUAGCGACCAUCGGCCCGGUCGCCGUCUCCAUCAACGCCAGUCCUCGAACCUUCCAGCUGUACAAUUCAGGCAUCUACGACGACUUGUCGUGCACGUCGGAUUUGGUCAAUCAUGCGAUGCUGGCCGUCGGCUACACGCCCGAUUAUUGGAUCCUGAAGAACUGGUGGGGCUCCAGCUGGGGCGAAGACGGCUACAUGAAGCUGCGGAAGGCCAAGAAUCGAUGUGGCGUCGCCAACUUCGCCGCUUACGCGAGAAUCGACUGAUCUCUCGCUGUCUUUCUGUUGCCGUUGUAAAUAAAACAAAGAGAUACG